Messenger RNA from Arabis nemorensis, 636 nucleotides. Lineage: Eukaryota; Viridiplantae; Streptophyta; Magnoliopsida; Brassicales; Brassicaceae. The record is from the annotation of a GenBank genome assembly.
AUGGAGCUAUGUACACACUUCAAAUCCCAACCCGUCUGGCUCCUCGUCCUCUUCGCUCUCGGCUUCAUUUCCAUCUUCAAGUGCAUCCUCUCUCUCCUCAAAUCUUUCUACAUCUACUUCCUCCGACCCUCCAAGAAUCUUCGCCGAUACGGUUCCUGGGCAAUCGUCACCGGACCCACCGACGGUAUCGGUAAAGCUCUCGCCUUUCAGUUGGCCAAGAAAGGGCUUAACCUCGUGCUCGUGGCUCGUAAUGCCCACAAGCUGAAAGAUGUCUCCGCAUCAAUCAGAUCCAAGUACAGUAACAUCCAGAUCAAGACCGUGGUGAUGGAUUUCUCCGGAGAUAUCGAUGAAGGUGUGAAGCGGAUCAAGGAGACCGUCGAGGGUUCGGAAGUUGGUAUACUAAUCAACAACGCUGGAAUGUCGUACCCUUACCCAAAGUACUUUCACGAGGUUGAUGAAGAAUUAAUCAAUAACCUAAUCAAGAUCAACGUUGAAGGGAUCACGAAAGUUACUCAGGCUGUGUUGCACAAUAUGCUUCAGAGGAAGCGAGGUGCCAUUAUCAAUAUUGGCUCUGGUGGUGCAGCUCUUAUCCCUUCGUAUCCUUUCUACACUGUUUAUGCUGGUGCCAAAACGUAA